AUGAUUUUCGACACGGCUUUUCCAUGUCAGAUCCCCUUUGACAGCUGCUCAAUUCACGCUGUGGCAUCAAUUCUCUCAACAACCCUCAGCGUCUUCUGUUCCCCUAUUCCAACAUCAAUUUUGUCAAAGGCACAAAAGAUUGAUAUCAUCAAUUUGACCCAGAAUAAUCGUGGCCUCGUCCACGCGGGUCAAAAGCAAGAGGGCGGGGAAAACGCUCUCGGCCCAUUGGGUCUGAACAUCAGCGGCAACGACUUCUCUCAAAAGCCCUCCAGUGAUAAAGAGGAUAAUCACAGGGCUGUCGAGCCUCAAUACGUGGAGGGCUUCAAGCUCUUCCUUAUCAUGCUCUCCAUCAACAUGGCCGCUCUUCUCACCGCACUAGAAAUAGGCAUCAUUUCUACUGCGAUUCCGCAGAUCACCGACGAAUUUCAUUCUCUGAGUGAUGUAGGAUGGUAUGGAUCUGCGACAUUCUUCAUUGUUGCCGCGACCUCGGCGUCAUGGGGAAAGUCGUACAAGUACUGUAACGCCAAGUGGGUAUUUCUGAGUUCGUUGGCAUUUAUCAUGAUCGGAAGCAUUCCUGCCGCUGCGGCUCCAAACAGCAGGUCCAUCAUCCUCGGCCGGGCAAUCCAAGGUCUAGGAAUCGCUGGUUCUAUGAAUGGCUCAAUCAUUGUCAUCAACUUUGUUUCUCACCCCAGUCAACACCCUCUGCUCAUCGGCAUUUGGACAGGCGUCUUUAUGGUUUCAACCAUCCUUGGGCCUAUCAUCGGCGGAGCUUUCACGAGCGGAGCCAGCUGGCGAUGGUGCUUUUGGAUCAACUUGCCGCUGGGGUUUCCUAUCAUCACUCUACUGGUGUUGCUCCUACAUAUACCGGAACAUAUUAAGCCAGCUCCAGGGACAUGGAAAGAAAUCUUAAUGCAGCUGGAUUUUCCAGGCUUGUUCGCCUUGCUGGCAUCACUCGUGUGCCUCACAUUGGCCAUGGAAUGGGGCGGCCAGACCAAAGCAUGGAGUGACGGCCCGGUCAUCGCAACUUUGAUAAUGUCCAUUGUUUUGUUCAUGGGCUUCGUUUCAAUUGAACAUUUCCAAAAUUCACGAGCUAUGAUUCCUUUGAGAUUGCUCAAGCCACGCAUUGCAUGGGUUAAUGCUUUGUACAAUUUUAUCUCCAACUCUGCAUUCUACCAGGUCAUGUUCUACCUUCCAAUAUAUUUCCAAUCGAUUAAAGGCCAGUCCGCCAUCAUGAGUGGUGUCUAUACGCUGCCAUAUUUGGCGUUCUUUGCUCUGGGCGCCGUGUGCAGUGGUACAUUGAUUGGGUAUACGAGAUAUCUAAUGCCCUACCAACUUGUCAGCACGCUCCUAAUGACUGCUGGAAUGACUAUAUUAUACAUGUUUGAUGUCGAAACUCCGAAAGCUUGGUACGUUGGUGCUCAAGUCCUCUUCGGCUUUGGCGUUGGCUUCGGGAACCAAGUUCCCGUUACCGCAGUACAGGGCUUAUCAAAACCUGAGGAUGUGCCCAGCUCUACAGCUCUUAUGUUCACAUGCCAAUCUAGUGCCGGGGCUGUCUUUAUUGUUGUGGCUCAGGCUAUCUUCGCAAACCGCCUGCUACAUACCAUUGCGACCACGGCUCCAAAUCUAGACCCUGCAAUUGUUCUAGGCAUAGGAGCGUCCGAAAUACGUAAUGUCUUCAACGCUGCGGAUUUGGACCAUGUUAUGAACGCGUACAUGGUUGGAAUUAGGGAUGUGUUCGUCUGCUCUCUGGCCGGUGCAACUUUGUCUGUUCUUAUCAGCUUGUUGAUACCUUUGAAAAGACUGCCGGAUCACAUUAAUGGAACGGGGAUGCUUGCCGAUCUGGAAUCGAGAGAAACUGAAGUCCGUUGA
Diaporthe amygdali is the source of this 1869-nucleotide messenger RNA. RefSeq lists its product as uncharacterized. Gene Ontology annotation, molecular function: transmembrane transporter activity. The record is from RefSeq and is a predicted model, not a curated record. The coding region runs from base 1 to 1869 and encodes 622 amino acids. Gene Ontology annotation, biological process: transmembrane transport. NCBI's taxonomy places the organism in Eukaryota, Fungi, Ascomycota, Sordariomycetes, Diaporthales, Diaporthaceae. The transcript has 5 exons.